This is a messenger RNA of Perognathus longimembris pacificus (Pacific pocket mouse), 3756 nucleotides long. RefSeq names its product zinc finger and BTB domain containing 7B (gene Zbtb7b). The transcript is spliced from 3 exons. Gene Ontology annotation, biological process: positive regulation of gene expression; regulation of transcription by RNA polymerase II. Lineage: Eukaryota; Metazoa; Chordata; Mammalia; Rodentia; Heteromyidae. Bases 397 to 2121 code for a protein of 574 amino acids. The record is from RefSeq and is a predicted model, not a curated record. Gene Ontology annotation, molecular function: DNA-binding transcription factor activity, RNA polymerase II-specific; protein binding; RNA polymerase II cis-regulatory region sequence-specific DNA binding.
UCUUCUUCAGACCUUGCCUUCAAACUUCUCCCAGUCCUCCAGUGGCAUGUGGCUCAGCCCCUUCCCUCUGUCUUCCCAACUGGGCCUGAAAGCAGUGGCCUCUGAGCCUAGAGGCCCUUAGGAAGAGUGGGGUAACACGGGAAUAAGGAUUCCUGGGUCCCUGAGGACUUUGGAUUGGCCAUCAAAUCCGUGUCGUGGUCAUCGUCGUCCCCCCGCCAGUCCCCUAGUCCAGCCACAGGCCAAAGCCCUAUCUUCCUGCAAACUUCACUCCAAAAAAAAAAAACAGGAAGAGAACCUGAGGUAAGGGGGGAGCAGAGGAGAAAGAAGUAAGGGGGAGGGGUGGCACUGGGAGUAUUGGGAAGGGCCUCAGGUCGCUUCAUCACCCCUGGCCGGAAGAUGUCACAGCCUGGCCCUCCUCCUCCUGCACCCCAACCUGCUGCCCCAAGAGAAACCUGGCCAGGCCCCUCUCAGGCUUCCUGGCAGAGCCUGGAGGAGAAGAUGGGGAGCCCUGAGGAUGAUCUGAUUGGAAUCCCAUUCCCCGACCACAGCAGUGAGCUCCUGAGCUGCCUCAAUGAGCAGCGCCAGCUGGGCCACCUCUGUGACCUCACCAUCCGGACGCAGGGCCUUGAGUACCGCACCCACAGGGCUGUGCUGGCUGCCUGUAGCCACUACUUCAAGAAGCUGUUCACCGAGGGCGGUGGUGGGACCUUCAUGGGGGCUGGGGGGGGUGGGACAGCCUCUGGAGGAGCCGGGGCCGGCGUAUGUGAGCUGGACUUCGUAGGCCCAGAAGCACUGGGCGCCCUGCUUGAAUUUGCCUAUACGGCGACACUGACCACCAGCAGCGCCAACAUGCCGGCUGUGCUUCAGGCUGCCCGGCUAUUGGAGAUCCCGUGUGUCAUCGCUGCCUGCAUGGAGAUUCUGCAAGGCAGCGGGCUAGAAGCUCCCAGCCCCGAUGAGGACAACUGUGAGCGAGCCCGACAGUACCUGGAGGCUUUUGCCACCGCCACCGCCACCACCACCACCUCAGGAGUUCCCAAUGGUGGAGACAGCCCACCACAGCUGCCCCUCCCACCACCACCACCACCACCACCUCGGCCUGUGGUACGCCGUAGUCGCAAGCCCCGAAAAGCUUUUCUGCAGACCAAGGGGGCUCGGGCAAACCACCAGGUACCUGAAGUGCCCAUAGUGCCCACCAAUCCCUUGGCCCUAGAGGAAGAAGAGGCGGUGGGCAGAGUGGGCAGCAGUGGGCUGGGGGACGGUUACAGCCCUCCCGCGGGAACUGCCUCACCUCCCGAGGGGUCCCUGAGCUACGAGCCCUACGAGGGUGAGGAAGAUGAGGAAGAGCUGGCAUAUCCCUCAGCCUAUGGGCUGGCACAGGGUGGUGGACCCCCACUGUCCCCCGAGGAGCUGGGCUCAGAGGAGGAUGCUAUUGAUCCAGACCUGAUGGCCUACAUAAGCUCACUGCACCAGGACGCCCUGGCACCAGGCCUGGAUGGCCAGGACAAGCUGGUGCGUAAACGUCGUUCCCAGAUGCCCCAGGAGUGCCCAGUCUGCCACAAAAUAAUCCAUGGGGCAGGCAAACUGCCACGCCACAUGAGGACCCACACGGGUGAGAAGCCCUUCGCCUGUGAGAUCUGCGGUGUGCGUUUCACCAGGAACGACAAACUGAAGAUCCACAUGCGGAAGCACACGGGAGAGCGCCCCUACUCGUGCCCACACUGCCCAGCUCGCUUCCUGCACAGCUACGACCUCAAGAACCACAUGCACCUGCACACGGGGGACCGGCCCUAUGAGUGCCACCUGUGCCACAAGGCUUUCGCCAAGGAGGACCACCUGCAGCGCCACCUCAAGGGCCAGAACUGCCUGGAGGUUCGCACCCGGAGGCGCCGCAAGGACGAUGCACCACCUCACUACCCACCCCCCUCCACCGCCACCCCGUCCCCUGCUGGCCUCGACCUCUCCAAUGGCCACCUGGACACUUUCCGCCUCUCUCUGGCUCGAUUCUGGGAGCAAUCAGCCCCCACCGGGCCCCCUGUGUCUACCCCUGGACCCCCUGAGGAGGAGGAGGAAGAGGGCACACCCACCACACCCCAGGCUGAAGGUGCCAUGGAGUCCUCUUAAAGAGGGAAGAGUGGCCAGGCUGGAACAGCACAAGGCCCGGGACGCCCAUGCCAAGCAAUGGGUGCAUGGACAGGCCGAGCUGGGAUGGAGGUGGGGGGCACUGGGCCUUGCUGGCCUCAGAAUCAGCCCCUUCUUCCCAGAGCCCUCAUUCCAAGUCAGAGCUGGGGCUUUGCAGCAGGGGCUCCCCCAGAUAUUAUGUAUAUAUCUACAACUCUAUUGUAAAGCUGGGGGUCCCUGUCCCCGGCUACUCCUGGGGAGUAGAGAAGCAAUAAUGUAUUUGAUUAGUGGGGUCCCACUUCGGCUAUGCGGGUUUCCGGGGGGGUUUGGGGCUUGGGACCAAAGCCUUGCCCCACUCCCAUGCCCCUCCCUUCCGAGACCCCUCCUUCCUGGUUUCUGUUCCCUUUUUCCUGACAGUGAAUUAUGCAAGGGGGGGGGCGGGUGGCCAAGGAAGGGUAGGUGGAGAGGGGGUGGGGGGAAGAAAGGUAAAAACUUGAAAGACUGGGGGGACUGGGCCUGUAAGGACGGAGCCAUCCCAGUCCCCCUCCGCCCUGCUCCCGCGCUGAGUCAUGGGGUCCUGGAGGAGAAGGGGGCGGGGUGGCCUGAUUGGCUCGCCCGCCCCUGGGGGCAGCGGGGCGGGCCGGCCCAGCCAGGGCGCCUCCCCUCCCCGCUCCUCCCCUCCCGCGUCCCCAGGCAGGGAAUGUCUUGUUCCCGCCGCUCCCUCCCCGGGGCCAGAGGGCAGGGCGGGCUGGGCCGUCUUACCCUCUUCUCCCCGCCCAGGUGCGAGCUGGAGCCACCGCCACCACCGCCGCCCCUGACUCACGCCGCCCCCGGGCUGGCGGGCGCAGGGUGUGGGACGGGGUGAGGGUUUGGGGGGGGGGGAGCCCAGCGGGCCCACGGGCGCCAUCUGGUGGCCAUGCCCGGCUCGGGCGCGCGCCCUGGAGCUGGCUUCGUGCAGCCAGCAGAGCUGGCGCCCUGGGACUGGGAUCCCUGUCCCGGGUCCCUCUUUGCCAGUCCCUCGUAGGAUCGAAUCCACGCCUGUUCUGUACAUAGCCUCUUCUGUUGGUCUUGUUGAACUCUAGCUUCAGAUUUUUAACUACCCGAUUCUGAUGGGAAUGUGUAGGGAGGAAUCUCUCCCCCACUCUCCUUCCUCGCUGGGUGCUGGACCCCCAUUGCGGCCUGGGCUCUGCCUUGCACUAUUUCCUCUUCCUUGGCCUGGCGGCCCUUCCCCCUCCUUCAAAGGGGCAGGUUCAGGGGCCCGGUGCUCUCCUUCCCUCCCCGUGCACCCCAAUGCCCAUUUGCACAGCUGCCCAGGUACCCCCGACAGUGGGGAGGGGUGACAGGGAGGGGGCAGUGGGACCAGUCCCUGUAUCUAUUUAAAAAGUGAUGAUGUAAUAUAUUGGGGGGAGGGGAGGUUGAGUGCCCUGGGCCUCAUCUUAGCAUUUCAGGUGAUGGGGGGAGCCUAGAGCUGGGGAGACCUGGGGCCUAGCCCCAAAGAGUGGAGACUCCCCACUUGUGGCUUUCCCAGUCAGUGCCUUAGGUGGGGAAACAUUCCCCCCCUCUCCUGUUCCUUUCCCCUACCCUUGCCCCCACCUCGGGUGUAAGCGACAGGAAGAAAUAAUAAUAAUUUAAGAUUCA